UUCGGUGAGCGCGGAUCAGGUCUGCGCCCCAGGGGCCAAGUACAAGACUUCUACAGCCUCCGCCAGCAAUGUCAAGAUGAGGGUACUCUGUUUGAGGACCCUGAAUUUGCUGCUGCGGACUCCUCCAUCUUCUUCUCCCGCUCCCCGCCUAAGCCCUUCGAGUGGAAGCGGCCCCAUGAGAUCACAGACGAACCUCAACUCUUCAUUGACGGUGCAUCCCGCUUUGAUGUCAAGCAAGGAGAACUUGGUGACUGUUGGCUCUUGGCUGCUGUGGCAAACUUGACGCUGAAUAAGCGUCUGUUUUAUCAGAUUGUGCCUAGUGAUCAAGGAUUUGGAGACAACUAUGCUGGUAUUUUCCACUUCAGAUUUUGGCAAUAUGGACGCUGGGUAGAUGUGGUGAUUGACGAUCGUCUUCCCACAUUCUAUGGCCGUCUUGUCUUCAUGCACUCAGAAGAAAAGAAUGAAUUUUGGUCUGCUCUUGUUGAGAAGGCUUAUGCUAAGUUGCAUGGCUCAUAUGAGGCUUUGAAGGGAGGGACUACCUGUGAGGCCAUGGAGGACUUCACUGGAGGAGUUUCUGAAAUUUACGACCUCACCAAGGCACCUCCAAACCUCUUCAACAUCAUGCUAAAGGCCUACCAGCGUGGAUCAUUAAUGGGAUGCUCUCUGGAACCCGACCCAAAUGAAGUGGAAGCCCGCUGUGACACUGGCCUCAUUCGUGGCCAUGCCUACUCUGUCACCAGGAUCAAGUAUUGUGAGAUCAACACACCCAGAGUGUCUGGCAAGAUUCCACUCAUUCGAAUUCGUAAUCCUUGGGGAAAUGAAGCCGAGUGGCAAGGAGCGUGGAGUGACCAAAGUCCCGAGUGGCGGUAUAUUCCACCAGAGGAAAAGGAAGAGAUAGGUCUGACUUUUGAACACGACGGAGAGUUCUGGAUGUCAUUUAAGGACUUCUUAUCAAACUUCACUAUGUUGGAAUUGACCAACUUGAACCCUGACUCCUUGGAUGACGAGGACAUAACAGGAUCCGUUCAACACAAGUGGGAAAUGAGUGUGUUUGAAGGAGCUUGGAUUCGUGGAUCCACAGCCGGUGGCUGUAGAAACUUCUUGGAUACAUUCUGGCACAACCCUCAGUACAGAAUCACGCUGACAGAAGUGGACGACGACGACGACGACAACAAGUGUACUGUAAUUGUAGCGCUCAUGCAGAAGAACCGCCGCUCACAGAGGAAGCUGGGCCUCGAGUGCCUAACUAUUGGCUUUGCCAUCUAUCAUCUACGAGAUCCAGAUAAUGUACCACGUCCUCUGGAUCUCAACUUCUUCAAGUACAGUGCAUCAGUGGCACGUUCUCCAUCCUUCAUCAACAUGCGUGAGGUGUCAUGCCGCUUUAAGCUUCCCCCUGGCACGUACUGCAUCGUUCCAUCAACAUUUGAACCAAAUGAGGAAGGAGAGUUCAUCCUCAGAGUGUUCUCUGAGAAAUCUAAUGAGAUGGAAGAAAAUGAUGAAAAUGUUGGUUUUGGACAAGUAGAUGAAAGGGUGCGACCCGAGGAAUCACAGGAGAUUGAAGCAGAUGAGAGGAUUCGAGGGUUCUUCAGUAAGGUGGCAGGAGAAGACCUGGAGAUUGACUGGAAAGAAUUACAAGAUGUACUUAACUUUGCUCUCAAAAGAGAGUUCAACUUUGAGGGCUUCAGCAAGGACGUGUGUCGCAGCAUGAUUGCCAUGAUGGAUGUUGACAGGUCUGGCAUGCUUGGUCUACAAGAAUUCCUGCAGCUCUGGACAGAUAUCAGGGUUUGGAAGAAUGCCUUCAAGCUUCACGAUAAGGACGGCUCUGGCCUCUUGUGCUCCUUUGAACUUCGACAAGCACUCAACUCCGCCGGGUAUCGCUUGAACAACCACAUUUGCAAUGCUCUCAUGCUACGCUACGGUGACAAAGAAGGGAGGAUUUCCUUUGAUGACUUCAUCAUGUGCUCUGUCAAGCUCAAAACCAUGAUGGAGAUUUUCCAAGAGAGGGAUCCAGAAAAGACCUUAAGUGCCACCUUCACGUUAGAGGAAUGGAUCGAGAAUACUAUGUAUUCUUAAAGACAGAACAUUGUUGCUUGUGACGGUCUAGUGUCUCCAAAUUUUGCCAUAUGACAGCAGACACUGGCACCAAGCAGACACUGAUCGUUGCCAGUCAACAGCUGUACAGAAUGCUACUGCACACUUACUUUUAACUGUAGGAAAUAUUGGUUGUAAAUCCGUCUUAAUUAUUUAUAUGCAAAACUGUCAUUCAAUUUAACAAUAAGCAAACUCCAAUUGUGAUGUUAUUGUAUUUUAAUUAAAAACAUAUUUUAGCCAUAAAUAUCCAUACUUGUUGAAUCUCAAUAAAUCUACAUUUAGUAACAUUUAAAUAAGACCAUAACAUGUUUGGCUUGAAAUGUGAUUAGUCAAGAGAUCCCAGAAAAACAUAGAAACAACUGUAUUAAAAACUGUUUUCAAUCUAAUAUGGAUGCUCUCAAAUGGUCGAAAAAACGCACAAAUUUUAAUCAAAGAUUCAGGUAUAAUCUUCGUGUGUGUAUUUAAAGUGGCUGCCCUAUACUAUGUUUAUCACGGAUCCUGGAGCGGGUUAAGCUACUACUUUAAGCUUCUGAUGCAAGUAUUAGAUUCAUAGUCAUCAGAUCAAAUGUUUUUCCUCAAGCUAAGGAAUAAAAGGAACUAAGGCUAAGGUAGUGAUGUUUGUGACCACACUAUGAAUAAAUCUGCGAUGCUUACACUGUCAGUAUCUUUGAAUAACUUACAUAUGUCAGUAUUUUAUAAUUACUGCACUUAGUUGUUACUAUCUUACUGUAGUUAAUUCUACAUGACCACUUUUUAUUAAAGAGGGUAUUAGUGCAUGUUUUGUAAUAUUUUUGUAUAGAUUUUAGCGGUUUAUUUGUUUAAGGCUGUUGCUUGAGUGGUCUUGAAUGCUUUUAGAUUAAGUGUAUCUUUCACGGAGAUGUAAAUAGUACUAAUAUUUACACAUGUAUUGUCAAUGGAUUGAGAACACACUAAAUCCAUCCAUUUCUAAAGCAUCCAUCAUCAGUGUUACUGCUCGUUCAUGCUACAUUAUCGUUAAAAAUGUUUAAAAGAUGUUCUUUAUUUUAGAUACGGUGCAGUGUCCACAGAUUCACAACUUAUUAUGGUGCUAUAUAUUUUUUAGCUAAAAUGUUUUCAUGAAAGUAACUUAUAAGCAUAUAGAAGCUGUCAAGACUUCUUUUAUAUACUGUAUUGAAUUAGGUAGAGCAUAAUUUCCUUUGAAAUAUUUGACUUUUAGAUCGAAUCUUGAUUUUAAAAUAAAUAUCAGCAGGUACAUAAUAUUUGAAAAUAUUCUCUUAUCAAUCAUGACACGAAACAAAUGUUUGGAUUAGUAUUGAACUGCGUUAACUUUUAUAUCUAUAUACUUAAGCAUCUGUAGCUCUCAAAACUGAUAGUUUAAAAUGGUUGGCAAAUAUGUUUGGAUAUGAAAGAUAUUAAUUUCUUGCCAUCUGUGGUUAUUACUUCAAGAGUACUGUUGUGCGGUGGAUAUUGUGAAGCCAUCUGCACGCAUUACAAAUAUCUUGACACCAUACAAUUACGAGUCCUCAUUAUGAGUAAAUAUGCAGAUAUUUAUUACAGUAAUACACAUUGUAUUAAAUAUAUAUAUGUAUGUAUCUUUUUGAUGAUUAAAUUGAAAUUUUAUUUUUAAAUCUAUCAGUAAUGCAACACUGUAGAACACACUACUUUAGAUUACAUGAUUUAAUUUUGCCAACCCCUUUACUUAUAUGUUGCUUACUUAUUUUGUAUUUUCAUCAAAUUUACAUAUAAAUUUACAUACAAAUUUAAUAUAUAUAUAUAUAUAUAUAUAUAUAUAUAUAUAUAUAUAUAUAUAUAUAUAUAUAAUAUAAUAUAAUAUAAUAUUGCUAACUGAUUUUUAUCAUUCAAUUGUUUCUUGAAAAGUAGCAUUUACCGUAGAGAACUAAAUUUUUUUGUUUGGUUCACAACAAUAAUAACAAUGUAUAUCAGAAUAAUUCUUAACAAAAAUACACCUUAUGCAAUUGAAAA
This is a messenger RNA of Procambarus clarkii (red swamp crayfish), 4053 nucleotides long. NCBI's taxonomy places the organism in Eukaryota, Metazoa, Arthropoda, Malacostraca, Decapoda, Cambaridae. The record is from RefSeq and is a predicted model, not a curated record.